AUAUAUCACAUUAUGAUGACAAAUGAGAAGAAAAAAAACUGUUUUAAACUUAAACAGGUUACGUGGGAUAUCAGUGGAGGGCUAGCAAUUUACAAAGCUACCUUACUCCUGCAAAUCUGGCAGAAAGUGCCAAGCCUAAAAUGAUCAUAUGCUGCUAAUUAGUGGGAUAGCAACACAUUUAUAUUCCCUGGUUUAAAAGUAAUACCUCGCAGAGUGAUUAGUAUCCGUCUAUCCGGGGAGGAUACACUAGACUCAGCGCAGCUUUAGAUUUGUAAUGCUGGCUUGAGGAUCAGGACCCCGAGAGUUGUUUUUUUUGAUUGGUCGGGAAUCUGAUGGUGUCCUUUGCUUGCCUGAGAAUUACAUUACACCAGCGGCUUAGGCGAGGAGGGGCGCAGUUUGAGAGAGGCAAUGAGAGAGUGAGUAUCGUAUUCAAGGGACAGGAGAGCGGACACUCACCGAAACGAGUCUGUAACGCGACUGUAUUGCACAUCAGACUGAUACCAUAUACAACAACUCUCCGUCAACCUUUUUUAAAGUGGGAGAAAAAGAAAACGGAACUACAACACUGUCACUUGGGAUGUUGAAUGUACAAGAUUUCACACACGGGUAAUGCGCAAAACAAGACGGAGGUAUUUUUUUAGACAAAAUACAACCGUAUGAAUUUAAUAACACGGGGAUAUGCAAGGAAAACGUUCUGCUAAAAAGCACCGGGGCUGUUGUGGAUAAGCAGAAUAAUUCAGGAGAAUACCUCGUUGAAGUACUUUGGACUUUUAAGAAACAGAGUACAUGGACUUUUCCUGUGUUGUGCAUUUUUUGUGUCCCACAUUGCACUGGAUGUGUACCAAUUUAAAAGGAACCAAUACUGCUACUGGUAGCGCACACUAAAUGAACACGCGUUUAUAAAGAACGGAGUAAGAAAGCUGAAAGCGAGAAAGUGGUUUUGUGGUCGAAAACACUAUAACUAAAAUUAACAACAGCAAGCGCCUAGAUAGAAUACAUUACCUGGGCGCUCGACCGCAGCAAAGGGACUUACAAAGAACGCAUCAUCAGGCAUACAUUGACUUGUUGUGUUAAUACAUUAGUCAGCCGGACACUUUUAGUUUUUUUUCAAUGACAGAUCGAAGAGAAAACAAAGGCGUUUGGAAGUCCUGUGUGUAAUUGCAUGGUGGUGAAACAUCGCUUCUGCUUUCCAUACCUACCCAGUCUGGUGGCGUUAGAUAUGCUCGUAGUUUGAACACUAAGAGCGAUUAACUGUCAGGAAAGUACACACAUGCAAAACAAGGACGCUUGGAGAUUUAUGAGCAUUAUUCGAGUAGAUCGACAACCAUUUGUGAUUUCGGCUUCGACCCAGGUGGAGAUUUAACCGAAAGAAACAGCGGGAUUAACGCGAUAUAACUUUGCAUAUCCAGAACUGGUCGAGUCGCAGUCAGUCCAUUUGGAAACACACCGCAGUGAGAAUGGCCGAUACGAAGUGUUUCUGGAGGUAUUGUCUGGGGGUUUUCAUUGCACUGUGCCGGGUGUCCACGCCUUUAGCAAAAACCUUGGAUUCCAUCUCCUGGAGCUCACAAAACCACAAGUUCCAGCCUGGAAAGGGCCUGGUAAUUUACCCUGAGAUCGGGGACAAGCUAGACAUUAUCUGCCCGAAGGCUGAUGCGGGACGGCCGUAUGAGUUUUACAAGCUGUACCUGGUGAAGAAGGAGCAGGCAGAGUCCUGCAGCACAGUCAUGGACCCCAAUGUGCUGGUUACGUGCAACAAACCCGAGCAAGACAUCAAAUUCACCAUCAAGUUCCAGGAGUUCAGCCCCAACUAUAUGGGCCUGGAGUUCCAGAGGAAUAGAAACUAUUACAUCACCUCUACAUCCAAUGGGACAGCAGAAGGACUGGAGAACAGAGAAGGCGGAGUCUGCAACACUCGCUCCAUGAAGAUUAUCAUGAAAGUUGGGCAAGAUCCAAACACAGUGGUACCAGAACCGCCAGUAACAGUAAAACCCAUUAAAGAGAUGGACAACUCGAUAAAGGCUAUCACCACAAGCCCAGCCAGGAAAAACAGGCUGGAUGAAGAUCAAGGCAGUGAAGGUACAAACAACCAGUAUGGGGAAAACAAGACCCCUCCUGGGGAUGGGAUCUUUGGCUCCAGGCCAGCUCUUUUCACUGCCAUUGGAGCGGGCUGUGUCAUCUUCCUCCUGAUCAUCAUCUUCCUGGUCAUCCUCCUGAUAAAGAUCAAGAAACGGCACAGGAAGCACACCCAGCAGCGGUCAGCAGCCCUGUCCCUCAGCACACUGGCCAGCCCCAAGAUCACAGGCAACGCUGGCUCUGAGCCCAGUGACAUUAUCAUCCCCUUACGGACUACAGAAAAUAACUACUGCCCGCAUUAUGAGAAGGUCAGUGGAGACUAUGGCCACCCGGUCUAUAUAGUCCAGGAGAUGCCACCGCAGAGCCCCGCCAACAUCUACUACAAAGUGUGAAGACCUGGGAAACAGUAAGACGAAAGAACCGAAGACAAGGAUUUAGGACAUUUUGCUUUAGAGAAUUCGUGCCUACAUUUUACUACCUAGACCUUCUGUUGUCGGUAUAGAGACUUUUUUUAAUAUGGUGUUUAAAACAGUGACACAAGGAAACAAAACAAGAACAAAAGAACAAGGGAUGACGGAGAAGGUCUUAAUGGAGACUGUAGUCACGAUAAUUUCCUCUGUAGGCCAAAGGCAGGUUAUGUGGGCCUUUUCUCAUCUUCUGUUCCUCUUGUUUCUCACUGUCCCUUUGGAUAUACAGUAUAGAGCCACAUAUCCUCUUUAUUCGGCUGUUUUACCCUCGGAAAUGAAAGAGGCAGGAUCAUAAAACAACUAGGCCUUGAUACUGAGAAGCCUUUAUUCUUGCUCCUAAACAUACGAGAGAGAACAAGAUACCUGAAAAACCUGAAACAGUGGGUUAUCUGUCGUGCAAGGACUUCGUAACUGACUUGAAGCCUUCUCAGAGCGCAUGAUGUUUACCUUGUUUAUAAUCAUCAUUAUUAUUUUUUUGCCACCUGAUUCUCAUUUAUAAGCUGAUCAGGCUUUCCUUUUAGUUUUGUUUCAGCUCUGGUAUAAAAUAUAUAUUGUUAAGUUUAUUUUUUCACGUCUCAGAAAAAAACACCAGUCAGCCAGCUGCAAUAUGACAUAUAGUGACUGUGGAUCUGGUCUUCCUUCCAAAUGGCUGGCCUGAUCCUGUAUGUAGACAGCUGUGAAAUGUCAUGGGAAUUCUGAAACAUGUGUUAGGAGAAUCUCAGAAAAUACCAUGAUUUUCAAAAAAAUUUAAAUCUGCAAUGGUUUCUUGGUGGUUCUUUUUUUGAAAUGGAAGCAUUGUGGCCAUGUAGCUUAUGAAAGAAAAAAGCUAAGUUUCUAGUAAAGGUGGACAAAACACACAGUGCUUUUGAGCUAUGUUGUACUAUGUAAGGCAAAAUAGAACGUUACAAUGAAAUGAGAAUUAGACAGCAGGGGAACUGUAUUGUAUAUCUCACUUGAGUUAUAUGUUGAGCAGUUCUGUAUGUUAAUUACUCCGUUUUAUCACAUAGGUAGCCAGAUAAGGAAGCUGUUUUGUACUCGGUUGCCUCCAUGAAUAAAGUGACGGUUGUUCAAGCAUUA
Messenger RNA from Polyodon spathula (Mississippi paddlefish), 3617 nucleotides. Its product is annotated as ephrin-B1-like. Lineage: Eukaryota; Metazoa; Chordata; Actinopteri; Acipenseriformes; Polyodontidae. Gene Ontology annotation, cellular component: plasma membrane. Gene Ontology annotation, molecular function: ephrin receptor binding. The coding region runs from base 1458 to 2465 and encodes 335 amino acids. The transcript is spliced from 5 exons. The record is from RefSeq and is a predicted model, not a curated record. Gene Ontology annotation, biological process: axon guidance; ephrin receptor signaling pathway.